UUAAAACUCUAAUCACACAGUUGAUGCUAGUUUAUACAUUUCUUGGAGCGGUGCUUUCACAGACGCGCACCAAAACGCAGCGCCGGCUCUGUUGCUCUUUGUCACCACUGGAUGUAAACUCUCCUACCUUCGUACCGCACUACCAGCAGCGACACAAAAAGAUAUUUUAUAUUCCCAGGAAGCUUUUAAUUUCUCCACAAAUCGCCCGUGACUGAGAAAUGAAUCAUAAAGCUCUUUUACUGUGGAUUUUCCUGCAAUGUACUGCUGCGCUCUUCUGGUCCGCUCGCGGGGAAAACGCUGUUCUUAGAGGUGAUGACGUUGGAUUGGAUGAGUUUUCAGCAGACAACAAGGCUCUGGAUGGCAUCGUCAAGUACAACAUGAGGAAGAGUUUAGACCUGGAGCAGGAGGGCUGCUACCUGCAGGCCGGCAAGAAGGGGUGUCUGGAGGAGUGUGGCUUCAACGCUACAGCCAAGACAAUCUUCAUCAUCCACGGCUGGACGAUGAGUGGGAUGUUCGAAAGCUGGAUGCACAAGCUGGUCUCUGCAGUGAUGCAGCGUGAAAUGGAGGCCAAUGUGGUUGUCGUUGAUUGGAUAUCAAUGGCUCAGCAGCUGUACCCCGAUGCAGUCAACCACACCCGCAGCGUCGGCCUGGAUAUUGCCGCCAUGCUCAACUGGCUUCAGGAUGAACAGCAGCUUCCUCUGGUGAAUGUGCACCUGAUUGGCUACAGUUUAGGCGCUCAUGUCGCCGGCUACGCAGGGACAUAUGUACGAGGGACCAUCGGCAGAAUCACUGGUCUAGACCCAGCAGGACCAAUGUUUGAGGGUGUAGAGGAGCAGAAGCGCCUCUCCCCAGAUGACGCAGACUUUGUGGACGUUCUGCACACAUACACUCGAGAGGCUCUCGGCGUCAGCAUUGGGAUCCAGCAGCCAAUUGGGGACAUUGACAUCUACCCCAAUGGUGGAGACGUGCAGCCUGGCUGUGCGCUGGGUGACGUGCUGGCAGUGGCUGGAAAUUUCAUGGAGGUGAUGAAGUGCGAGCACGAGCGCGCUGUGCAUUUGUUUGUGGACUCCUUGAUGAACAAGGACCACAUGAGCUUCGCCUACCAGUGCACCGGCCCCGAUCGCUUCAAGAAGGGCAUCUGCCUCAGCUGCCGCAAAAACCGCUGCAACAACAUCGGCUAUAACGCCAGAAAGAUGCGCAAGAGGCGCAACAGUAAAAUGUAUCUGAAGACACGUGCUGACACUCCCUUUGGAGGCUACCACUACCAGAUGAAGAUGCAUGUGUUCAACAGAAAACAGUCAGACAAUGCGGAUCCCACCUUCCACGUCAAGCUGUACGGAGCCCAUAACGACACAACAGACAAAUUUGUCGAUGUCCAUGAUGGCAUUAUCGGCCUAAACCUGACCAACACCUUCUUGGUGUUCACUGAGGAGGAUAUUGGUGACCUGCUGAAGAUCCGUCUGAGCUGGGAGGGAGAAUCUGAUUCCUGGAACUCUGUCUGGAAAAACAUGAAGAAAGCGUUCUGGGCCUGGAACACCAAGCCUGCCAAACCUGUACUGGAAGUGCGGCGGAUUCGUGUGAAAGCUGGAGAAACGCAGAAGAAGUUCACGUUCUGUGCCCAAGACCCUGCAAAAACUGAAAUUUCACCAGGAGAAUCGGUGACUUUCGUGAAAUGCCGUGAUGGCUGGGAAGUAAAACCAAGAAAACGGCUGCCCAUGUAAUAACUCCGCACUUCCAACAACCAAUGCACCAUCACCAUGGGGGACCCAACAUGGAUCUGUGAGAAGCACUGGCUUCUCUUGAUUUGAGCACUUUUCAUAAGAGAGAUUGAUCAGCGCACGGUGGGAAGGACUUCAUCAUACUCUUAACUGCACCAGGAAGGUUUCCAUGGAUUUCUGGAAACAAGGACUCUGGGUGUGUCCAGCCUACGAGACAGCUGGAAACUGACGCACAGGCCAGACGCGAGGGGCAGUCCUAAAUGCGUUAUGAUUGCCUGAAGAGUUGCUGAAUGUUCCUUCGUGUGGACUAGUGAUGUAGAAAUACAGAUCCGUGCCAGUGGACAUACACCAGCAAUUGUAGUCGCUGUACUGUACAUUUUUAAAUAUUUUUUUAUUUAUGGAAAAAAAAUGGAAGCACUGCAAGACCAACGUUAUUUAUCAGCACAUCCCAUGAUGAAGCAUAUAUUGAAUGCAUUUCUCCAAGGUGCAGUAUUUGUGUGUGGGCGCGCGUGUGUGAUUGUGUGGCUGUGCUUGUCGUGACCAAGAAGUGUGCCUUUCUGCUGAGAGAUUACUGAUACACUGUAUAACUGAAGGAGAUACCUGAUCUCAUUGCACACAACCGUUCUGAGGUUUUGUGCAUCGUGUUACUGAUACUGUAUGUGGCUUAUUUUUGGGGGUGUGUUCAUGUACAUAAUGUAAAUAACUUUUUGGAAAAAUAAAUUCACCUGUUA
Messenger RNA from Chelmon rostratus (copperband butterflyfish), 2449 nucleotides. RefSeq names its product lipase, endothelial (gene lipg). Gene Ontology annotation, biological process: lipid metabolic process. NCBI's taxonomy places the organism in Eukaryota, Metazoa, Chordata, Actinopteri, Chaetodontiformes, Chaetodontidae. Bases 219 to 1721 code for a protein of 500 amino acids. The transcript has 10 exons. Gene Ontology annotation, molecular function: protein binding; lipoprotein lipase activity. The record is from RefSeq and is a predicted model, not a curated record.